Messenger RNA from Lepisosteus oculatus (spotted gar), 5088 nucleotides. RefSeq names its product pleckstrin homology domain containing, family A member 5 (gene plekha5). Gene Ontology annotation, cellular component: cytosol. Lineage: Eukaryota; Metazoa; Chordata; Actinopteri; Semionotiformes; Lepisosteidae. The record is from RefSeq and is a predicted model, not a curated record. Gene Ontology annotation, molecular function: protein binding; phosphatidylinositol-3,5-bisphosphate binding; phosphatidylinositol-3-phosphate binding.
GUCUGCCGCGCUCGGCGCGCUCUGCCUCCGACCCCGUUGCCUGGGCUCCCGUGUCCGCGCGGCGAGGACGCGCACUUCCAGCGCUGGAGAUUGCCAGACAUGGCGGCGGAUCUCAAUCCGGAGUGGCUGUCUUGCCUCCCGUCUUCUUGGAGUUAUGGGGUCACCCGGGACGGACGUGUCUUCUUCAUCAACGAACAGGCUAAGAGUACAACCUGGUUGCAUCCAGUCACUGGUGAGGCCGUAAUUACUGGACACAGGAAAACUCCAGACUUGCCCACUGGCUGGGAAGAAGGAUUCACGUUCGAGGGAGCUCGGUGCUUCAUAAAUCAUAAUGAAAGGAAGGUAACUUGCAAGCACCCUGUCUCAGGUCUGCCAUCCCAAGACAACUGCAUCUUCGUGGUCAGCGAGCACUUGAAUUCUGGAAAGCUCAUUCAUCCUGUAAUAAACAGACCAGCUUCCAAAAUGACAUCUCAAGAAAAAAAAGACAGACCUGUGAGCACAAUGAGUGAGGCCUCAAACUACACGAUGGCCUCAGAGUAUGCCACCCAUCCUGGGAGUCCCAUAGGCCGCCCCUCAAGAUCUUCAAAAAAGGUUCAUAAUUUUGGAAAGAGGUCGAACUCAAUAAAGAGAAACCCAAAUGCACCCGUGAUCAAGAGUGGCUGGCUUUACAAACAGGACAGCACUGGGAUGAAGCUGUGGAAGAAGAGGUGGUUUGUGCUCUCUGAUAUGUGCCUGUUCUAUUACAGAGAUGAAAAAGAGGAAGGUAUCCUUGGAAGUAUUCUUCUGCCUAGUUUUCAUAUAUCUAUGCUUUCUGUGGAUGACCACAUAAACAGGAAAUAUGCAUUCAAGGCAACACAUCCAAACAUGCGGACCUAUUACUUCUGCACUGAUACAGCCAAAGAAAUGGAGUCGUGGAUGAAAGUGAUGACAGACGCAGCUCUUGUGCACACAGACCCAAUCAAGAGCAGACUGGAAAAGCCGAAAGUAGAGCACCGCAUUCCUCCGGAGGUGAACAACAUUGUGAACCACCGCGUGCUCACCAGGCCUGAAGUUCAGAACAACGAGCGCAACCGGGAAGUGGGCAGGUUCGAGGAAAAGAAGCAGAAGGACGCGGAGAAAUACGGCUUCCAGAAGGACGGAAUCGAGAGGCCCCUGACGAAGAUUAACAGUAUCAAGCUGCAGCCAGCGGUGGCGGCGGCCGUGACCGCCGCGGUGACGCGGGAGGCCGAAAACCCGCCGGCAGGCUUGAUACAGGCGGGGCAGUACAAGCCCGUCCAGGUCAACGGGGCAGGAGAGCGCGCGGGAAACAUAAGCCCAGGCGAGAUGGGGAACGCGCUGGGCCAGAGGAGUCAGCACCUGCACCACGAGCCAGAGCGGACCAUCCAGAGGACAAACUCCAUGCAGCAGCUGGAGCAGUGGGUGAGGACCCAGAGAGUCCGGGGACAAGAGGAUGAGACCAGAAGCAUUACCUCCUAUCAGACGCUUCCCAGAAACAUGCCAAGUUACCGAGCGCAGGUUGUCCCACAUUACCCAGAGGGCUACAGGACGCUGCCUCGGAACAUCGGCACGAGGCCAGACAGCAUCUGCAGCAUUUCCCCGUCGGUGUACGACCGGGCGCUGGGGCCGCUGGGCCCCGACGAUAAGCGCAGGUCCAUGCGGGACGACACCAUGUGGCAGCUUUACGAGUGGCAGCAGCGGCAGGUCUAUACCAAGCAAGGCCCCAUGGGAGGCUACGGCACCCUUACCAGCCCCAAGACCAUGAUCAAUAUUUCCGACCACGCGUCGCACUCCAUUCCCCCAUCGCCUUCCCACGGCUCCCUAGCCCUCUACCAGGGCUACUCGCCGCUCCGCUCCUACAACGUGGGCUCCAGAUCAGAAGUGUCCUCGCCCGUGUUCAGAGGAGACAUCACCAUUGACCGCCGCCACCGGCCCCACCUCACCAAGUAUGCCUAUCCACCUGACAGAAGGUCAGUGCCAGCGGGCAUCCCUGUACAAACUAUCACUCCACAGGCCUUACAAGGCAAAACGCCAGAGGAGCUGACCCUGCUGCUCAUCAAGCUGCGGCGGCAGCAGGCAGAGCUGAAUAGCAUCCGGGAGCACACUUUAGCACAGCUUAUGCAACUAAAUCUCGAUGCCAGCAACCCAAAGAAUGAGAUUCUCUCACAUCAUCUGCAAAGGAACCUCAUGUAUUUGGAUAACCAGAUGAAAGAAAAUGAACCUUUAAUCAUCAUGGUUCACACUAUGAUUGAGAACUCAGCGCCAAGGCCACAACUGUACCAGCAAAUGUCCCAAGAUGAGUAUAGGGAUGCACCAUAUGUCUACAGGCCAGAAGAACUUGACAUUGAUGCUAAGCUUAGCAGAUUGUGCGAACAGGACAAAGUGGUUCGAACGCAAGAAGAAAAGCUGCAGCAGCUUCACAGCGAGAAGCACACUUUGGAGCAGGCGCUCCUGGCUGCGAGUCAGGAAAUCGAGAUGAAUGCGGACAAGCCGGCAGCGAUCCAGAGUGUGGUCCAGCAGAGGGACGUGCUACAGAGCGGGUUGCUCAGCACGUGCCGAGAGCUGACCCGGGCCAACACAGAACUGGAAAGGUCUUGGAGGGAGUAUGACAGGUUAGAGUCUGAAGUCACUAUGGCCAAGAACAAUCUUCAUGAGCAGCUGGAGGCUCUUGGGAAUCCUCAGUCUGAGGUCUCCAGUCAGCAGCAUGCUCAGAUACAGAAGGAGCUGUGGAGAAUACAAGAUGUGAUGGAGGCGCUGAGUAAAAACAAACCCCAGAGAAGCACUGGAGAUGCAGGUUUUCUGGGAUCCAAACCAAUUUCAAAUAAAUAUAAAAGUGAGGAAGAGGACUCUGUGCCUCCUCGGCCUCCCCUUCCUCAGUCCUAUGAUUUCACCGAACGGCCUCCUAUAGUCCCCCCUCUGCCCACUAACAGCAGCCUUCAGCUGCACGCAGUCAGGGGAGUAGUCCACCGGCCAGAGGACAGGAAGAUGCACCACGCGCAGGGCUGUCAGAGAAACGGCGCGCACACUGGCCCUGACUAUAGGUUGUACAAGAGUGAACCUGAGUUAACAACAGUGGCAGAAGUUGAUGAGUCCAAUGGAGAUGAGAAAUUGGAGCAGUCUACAGAGAAAGAGUCAUCCAGCGCUAAAGGUAUUUCCUACCCUGUUGGAAUUGUGCCUCCUAGGACAAAGUCACCCAUGCCAGAGUCAUCUACAAUAGCUUCCUAUGUCACCUUAAGGAAAAGCAAGAAGUUAGAUUCUAGAAUGGACCGCCCCAGGAGUGCGGUGGAGCAGCUGUGCCUGGUGGAGACCUCGCGGCCACGCAUGAGUGUGGAGGAGCAGCUGGAGAGGAUCAGGCGGCACCAGCAGGCCGCGCUGCGAGAGAAGAAGAGAGGCCUGAGCAUCAUUGGGAGCCAAGAAAACUCCCCCUCCAGAAGCCCUUCCUUCUCCAAAGAAAACCCCUUCAAGUCCCUGCAGGUCCGUAAAAGGGAUGACGUUGUCUCUAGUGACAUCAAAGAAAUAGAGGCCUCCCUUCGAGACCAGGAUUUGGACAAGGACCAAGAAACUCCUGCGGAGGAAAUUGCGCGGCUCAAGGAGGCAGUGGAGUCUGAGCGGUACAAUGUUGACAAAGAGCUGUCUAAACCAGAAAAGGUCCUGAUCCCAGAGAGGUACGUGGAGUCAGACCCCGAGGAGGCUCUGAGCCCGGAACAGGAGGCAGACAAACAGAAGAAAGUGGACAGAAUCAAAGCGAUCAUUGCCAAAAACAGCAUGCAGAAUGUGGUGCCUGUGGUUAACCUCAAGACCGAGGACACCACAGAGGAGGAAACUACUGUUCAAGAGCAGGAGAAGAUGAUCAACAUCUCGUAUGAACUGGCAGCAGAGGCUUCCAAACGAAGCAAGCUUGUAGCAGUGAAAAGCCUAUCCUCUCCACCUCAGUCCCCAACCUCUCCAUCUUCACCAUCACCCCCCCAGCUCGCUGAAGGAUCCCACUUCAUGUGUGUAUAGUAGAGCAACACUCAAGCUCUGGCGUCUGUUAAGUCGUACACAUGAAAGGUGCCAGAAUGAAGACUUCCACGCUCCGUGUCGUGUCCCCCACACCAGGCUGUGCAGGGAGAUCCCAAUACGCGUCAGCACACAGCACCCUAAGGACCAAGGGAGCUCAGUUACAGCUGGGACGUAGCUUCCUUUCACCUCGCCUCCAACCGCGACGCCACCCCUGCAUUGAGAAAUGAUAGGAUAUUUCUCAUCAUUAUUAUUAUUAUUAUGAUUUUAUUAUUAUGAGUGCUGUUCAUUCUUUCUUUCAGUGAUGUCUCAGGCCUGUCACCGGUGUCUGACAGCCAGUGGCCCUUGAGAAAGAGAGCUCAUCCAGAGAAUGAAGGCUGUACAGCUGUAGAUGCACCGGGUUACACUCUUCCAGUGCUAGACACUUCCUGAAGUUUCCCUCUCAUGAAUGGUGCCAAUAUUUUUUAAUUAAGAUUCAGGAACAUGAGUUCUUUUUUGCUUAUAUUAUUCCUAUUACUGUUACUAUGUUUAUUUUAUUACUUAUUUUAGUGUUUAAAAUUCAUUAGUGCUUUUUUGACAUAUCUCAUGCAACAUUUCCUUUAGUAAUUCAGUGUACAAACCAUCUGGUUUCUUUUAUAUAUAUAUAUAAUUGAUUUAUAAUACAACAAGGUGCCACUUUACUGCUGCAGAUUGACAAAUUUGUAUUAAUAUUGUUGUAUUUAUUUAUACGUCGGGAUGUCUGCAGUUUCUGCCGCACUGUUUCCGACACACACGUGAAUGUUCCAGCUUAAUCUGCUUCUUGAUUUUGUUUUCUAUUUUGGAAAAAAAAGAAGUUUUAAGAAGUUUGGUUCAAUUUACAGGCUGGAGGAGUACUGGGCUUUUUAGAAGAGAAUAGCACAUGUAAAAAGCAAUAAGCAAGCUCUGUAAUCCAGUACUUCGGUUUGUGUACAAAAUGUAAUUAAGUUCAUUGUGUAUAUAACAUACAAUGGGCAAAGCUGAUGUAACUAUAAGAUGCUACUUAUUAGAGUUAAUAUGCAAAUGUUCAUAUCUCAUCUGUUUUAUAUCAUGUUAAAUAAAUGUUGAUGUUCUUAC